Postia placenta MAD-698-R-SB12 is the source of this 1253-nucleotide messenger RNA. RefSeq lists its product as hypothetical. Lineage: Eukaryota; Fungi; Basidiomycota; Agaricomycetes; Polyporales; Adustoporiaceae. Bases 11 to 904 code for a protein of 297 amino acids. The record is from RefSeq and is a predicted model, not a curated record. The transcript has 8 exons. Gene Ontology annotation, cellular component: endoplasmic reticulum membrane. Gene Ontology annotation, molecular function: fatty acid elongase activity. Gene Ontology annotation, biological process: fatty acid elongation, monounsaturated fatty acid; fatty acid elongation, saturated fatty acid; sphingolipid biosynthetic process.
ACCGUCCACCAUGGCUCCUCUCGCUGACUUCCUCGCCUCCAUCAUCCCUUGGCAGCUCCCGCUGCACCUGCAGAGCUAUGUGCCGGGGCGCACGCCCUUGUCGACACCGCAGGAGGUCUACCCGUUCCUCCUCGCGUACCUCGUCGUUGUCUUCGGCCUGCGCGCGUACAUGAAAAACCGCCCACCACUGAAGCUGCAAGGGCUCUUCCAGCUGCACAACAUCUUCUUGAGCGCGGGCAGCACGCUCUUGCUCACCGUCAUGCUGGAGGAGAUCGCUCCGCUGGCCGUCAAACACGGUGUCUUCGGGUCGAUGUGUAGCGAUGACAUGUGGAGCGAUAGGCUCGAGUUCUUCUACCUUAUCAACUACUACUUCAAGUACCUCGAGCUCAUUGAUACGGUCUUCUUGGCCCUCAAGAAGAAGCCUCUCGCUUUCUUGCAUGUGUACCAUCACUCUGCAACUGCUCUGUUAUGCUAUACUCAGCUCAACGGGAGGACGAGCGUGCAAUGGAUCCCCAUCUCGAUUAAUCUGUCUAUCCACAUCCUAAUGUACUAUUACUACUACGCGACGGCCGGUGGUGCCAAGAUUUGGUGGAAGAAACAUCUUACGACCAUGCAGAUCACCCAGUUUGUCAUAGACCUGUUCGUUGUGUACUUUGCAACUUACUCGUACUAUGCUGCCAACUACUUUAAGGGCCUUCCGAGUCUGGGAUCGUGCGCCGGCACGGAAUCUGCUGCGGUCCUUGGUUGUCUACUCUUGUCGAGCUACCUGGGGCUAUUCAUCCAGUUCUAUAUCCAAACAUAUAAGAAACCAGCCAAAGGCAAGGGCAAGGUUCCCCAGGUCAACGGCAAACCCAUCACAAAUGGCAAUGGCGUUGCGAACGGUCAUGGCCACAAACUCGAAUAAGCGGGUGCUUGUUGUACACACGCACUCGAGCAACAUAAAACCUGAUGAUGACGAUAGCGACGACGAGCCAUCGGACCCCCGCAUCAUUGCAAGAUACCCUCCGGCGCCAUAUAAGAACGUUAACAACUGCACCUGUCUAUUAUCCACUCGUUCUACCGUAUAUCUACUUUAUUUCUGUAUUGGGUUUCUCACGAAGUGUUCAAAUGGUGCGCCUGGAACCCCCUUUCGUCGUGGACCUGUCACGCUUCGUUUUUGUUGUUUUCGUGGUGGCAGGGUGUGGAUGUUCAAUAGUGGUACGAAAGAUAUGAAUGUCAUGAAGGGCACGAAACAAUCCGCCGUGUCGUAUGCA